Messenger RNA from Annulohypoxylon maeteangense, 3024 nucleotides. Its product is annotated as carboxypeptidase S1. Bases 680 to 2557 code for a protein of 625 amino acids. The record is from RefSeq and is a predicted model, not a curated record. Gene Ontology annotation, biological process: proteolysis. The transcript has 2 exons. Lineage: Eukaryota; Fungi; Ascomycota; Sordariomycetes; Xylariales; Hypoxylaceae. Gene Ontology annotation, molecular function: serine-type carboxypeptidase activity. Gene Ontology annotation, cellular component: fungal-type vacuole.
CAUCAAGCCAAUGGGCACCACCCGGUUAUUAUCGGUUGGCUUGGCAACAGGUCGGAGACUAUCGAUGUUUUUGAUUUUUCUGACAAAAGCGGCAUCCCAAGAUUCAAAUCCCUAAUGAGGCCGUUCUUUGCUGCACUCGAACAGCUCUUCAAAUGAAGGCCAUUCACUGCCGUCGGGGUUGGUAUACUGGGCAAUGAUCUUCGGUGGCUCUGGCUGCAGCGAGCUGGCUUUUGUUUCACGAAGCACGUACUGAGAAAGACCCGUCUUACCUAAUAAGUACCUUAUCUCUGCAGGUAUCCAAGAUGACUCUCAUCUUCCCGUUGACCUCGGGCUUGAGGGAAAAGGCAUAUUCGCUUAGAGUAGCGAUGGGCCAAGCUAGAACAGCGUUGAACGGGAAGCCAAUCAAGCCGACUGUCUACCUAAUCCAACCUUGCUCCGCUCGGGCGCCUCAUGAUUCAUGACGACGAAUGCGCACAGUAUGGUUCAUAGUCUCGAAACUGCUUGUUGCCGACACUCUAUUCUUGAACUACCUAGGUAUAAAUUCCUCUGGAUCAUUCCAACCUUACAACCAUCAAAUACCUAGUAUACUCCAAGUCUACCAGAUAACCAAGACAUCAUAGUUUAUCUUAUAUCCAAACUGCCCUUUACUCAGUCCUACCUGCACUUUAAUUUCUACAGUAUGUUAUUGUGGCUUGGUAUUGCCUUAUUCCCGUUCGGUGCACUUGGUGCAUUGCAACCGCCAGGAGAAACCAUCCAGACAACUGCUGCAACACUGGACAUCUUCCAGAACGUGAAGAUAUCCCGUAAGGAAGUUUCGCCAGAUAUAUGCGGGGGGACCACUUCAUACGCUGGCUACGUGGAUUUCGAACCCAAUUCCAUGAGUGGGGUGGAACAUGACUAUCCUGUUCACACAUUCUUCUGGUACUUCAAGUCGCAGAAUAACCCCGAAGACUCUCCUCUGAUCAUCUGGCUGAACGGUGGGCCCGGAGCGUCCUCUAUACUCGGUAUGUUUACUGAGAAUGGACCAUGCCACAUUAAUGGGACGAUUGACCCUGAAACCAACCCUUUGUCUUGGAACGUCGAUUAUAAUGUGCUCUACGUCGACCAGCCCGUCCAAACAGGCUUCAGUUACGAUGUAGUGACGCCUGGAGUGUUGGACCUGAAGACCGGCAACAUCAUCCUUGAUGGUUCCCUUGAACCGGGCCGAACCGCGAUCCAGGGAAAAUUUAGCAGCCAGGACACCAAAUCGACCGCCAAUACUACUGAAAACGCUGCGCGGCAUUUCUGGAACUUUCUGCAAGUGUGGUUAGAAGAUUUCCCUGAGCAUACCUCCAGCGACGACUCGAUAAGCAUCUGGACGGAAUCAUACGGUGGCAAGUAUGGGCCGACCUUUGCCAGGUUUAUCCAUGAACAGAACGCUCUAAUCCGCAACGGCUCCUUGCAGGGUGCAAAUGUUCUCAAUUUCAAAACGCUUGGCAUCAUUAACGGGUGUGUGGAUUUGUACGCUCAAGAGAUGUCUGGACCAGAAUUUGCCUACGACAAGAAUCCCUACGGCAUCGAUGGUAUCACCUCCGAUGAGUACGAAUCUGCUCGUACGGCAUAUUUCCAGGAAGACGGCUGUGAAGAUCUAAUCGGCAGGUGUCGCCAAGUCGCCGGGGAACAGGAUCCAGGCAUGUAUGGCAAUGCGACCGAUGUUAAUAGCGCAUGCGAGUUAGCCAGCGACUUCUGCCAGAAUGAAGUGGAAGGUCUGUAUGUAUUCCGUAAGAAGUGGGGUUUUUACGACAUCAGUCAUUGUUACCUGGAUGCAUUCCCUGGAUACGAGUUCCUGGAUUACCUCGCCGAUGAGCAGGUGCUCACGGAAUUGGGCGUGCCUGUUAACUUCACCGUCCUUUCCAACGCGGUUGGAAAGGCGUUCAAUCUCACGGGUGACUACCCGAGGCGAGAUCCCAAAGGCUAUUUCGAAGACAUCGCUAUCUUGUUGGAGUCCGGCAUCCAAGUCGCUAUGGUGUACGGGGACAGAGACUACGCUUGCAACUGGAUCGGUGGCGAGCGAGCAAGCCUGAGUGUGGAGUACUCCCAAAGCGACGAGUUCAGUGCUGCUGGAUAUGCCAAUGUUACUGUGGACGAUCCUGAUCAGCCCGAUCCAGUUGGACAAGUCCGCCAGCAUGGCUUGUUUUCUUUCACCCGUGUCUAUGAAUCCGGCCACAUGGUUCCAGCUUACAAGCCCAAGGAAGCCUAUAACAUCGUACGCCGUUCCAUGCAGGGAUUGGAUAUCGCCACAGGAACGAUAGCGGUAACGGGCGACUACUCGACGGAUGGCCUGAUUGAGUCCGACCAAACAUUCCCACCGCCAGACGCUUAUCCAAUGAAAUGCUACCUGAGGUUUAUGUCGUCGACAUGUGCUGACAACCAGAUCAGCGCGGUUGAAGAUGGAUCUGCUCAUAUACUCAAUGGGGUCAUAGUGGAUCCGGAUCCUACACCAGGGACGUGCCCAAGCCUUCCUGAAGGAGUGCAAAGUAUCAUGAAGCAAGAGGAUUAUAUCAUUGGGGAAUUAUGAUUUGUUUUAUUUUUAUAAUGAAAUACGGGUUUAAUUUAGAAAAUAAGCUACUGAAAAGUGGCGGAUAUAAAUAUAAAUGUUACAAGUGGGCACCCCGAGGGCACUAUAAAACUCUGACUUCAGGAGCGGAUUCUACGGUGCUUCGCGUGAAGCUCGAAGGUGGUGGUGGUGGUGAUGGCAGCCAGUCGCCGGUCGCGGUGGUGGCGUCGUCGAGCCGGAGCCCGGUGGGGCAGGUCCCGGAGGUGUGGGGUCCGCCCCCUAGCCGCGCCUAUCACCAGGUGGGCCGGCAGGGCCGCCGUUGUUAUGUAUAUUAAGGAACGAGAUGGUCGUUCUUGCGUAGCCGAUUCUUUGAUCUGCCGAGGGGCUUCUCAUUCCAAAGCUCUACUGUAUUAAUUUUUAUUUGGUGCUUUGAAUCCGGAACACUCUUAGGGUCAACUACUAACUGGUAAUUGGGACGCACAUAGGGU